CAAAAUUCGUGUGAUAAGUAUGCUCUGUGUUCACAGGUGUUCCGAGACUGUCCAGCAUCUAUUACAUAGCAAAGAUUGAUAAUGCCCAUGAGGUGGUGUGGACACAAUUUAGAUCCUUAAGAACUAGUACACCAUGAGAGGACUUCAUAAGAUGUGCCAUAGACUGCUGUUGGAUGCAAUCACACAUCCACCUCCACUAAUUGCUGUGGUUUUAACCGUGUUUCUGUCAGUGUUUGCUGUAGGCUUUUGGUGUGCUCAUUGGAUUGAUCAAGUUGACCUAGCGGCAUACAGAACACUCAAUGUGUUUACCGACAAUAUCAAAGGAGAAAAUCUUUUAAACCAAAUAUCAAGUGGUCUUCCCAUUGAUGUUGUUUACACCUGGGUCAAUGGAUCUGAUCCAGAGCUGCUGCUGGGCCUUCAAAAACUAUCAAAAAUAAAUCCCAAAGAGUCCUGUCCACUUUCUCAUUGCCUGCCUGCUCCAUACGUCAGUUUUUUGAAUAACCAGCAUAUUAAAAAUCCUGUAACUGAAGUACUCUCACAGUUAGAAGUGCUGGAUAUGGAGAAGAUCAUUGUUACCCAUAAUGAUUCUCCAAAAAACCUUACUGUCCUUCAUUUGGUCGAAGAACAUAUGCCUACUGCCAUAAGGAAAAUCUCACAGACAUUAGGCAACAGCUCCCAACCGAUGCAGGCAUACUGGACGUCAGACGUUGGAGGUGGUUGGGGGAUGAAAAAACGGAAUGCUGCGAUAAUAACUGGAGGAGGAACAGUGGCAUCGGAGAAAUUACUGAGUACUUUAUUUCCAGAUCAUAAGAAUAUAUCUGUUCAGUGCUCAGUAUCUGGUACAAGUGCUGUGAAGGUGGUGGAAUGCAGUGAUGUUGAACUUAUUAAGGAAUUGUUAGAAGCUAAUGUCAACCCACACAUCUUGCCAGAUACCACAGUCAAAGUGCGGCCUGCCAUGUUAAUGCUGCAGCCAGAUAAGGAUGAUCAUAUGAAAGAAAUUGAUGCCAAUAGAUUUGAAGAUAAUGAGGAGUUACGUUACUCUCUCAGGUCUUUAGAGAAGCAUGCACCCUGGGUACGUCGGAUUUUCAUUGUCACAAGUGGUCAGAUUCCGUACUGGAUUAACUUAGAUCAUCCAAAAUUGAAGAUAAUCCAGCAUGAAGAUAUUUUUCUAAACAAAAGUCAUCUUCCAACCUAUUCGUCUCCUGCUAUCGAAAGCCAUAUACACAGGAUUCCUGGGCUAUCAGAACAUUUCCUCUACCUAAAUGAUGAUGUAAUGCUUGGUUCAGAAGUUUGGCCAGAAGAUUUUUAUUCACCAGCCACUGGUUAUAAGGUUUAUCUCUCGUGGUCCUUGCCUGAAUGCUCCUCAGGCUGUCCGGGUUCUUGGUUGAAUGAUGGAUAUUGUGAUCGUUCUUGCAAUACCUCUGCGUGUGAGUGGGAUGGAGGUGACUGUGCUCGUGACAGAGAUGAAAAUGGUAUGUUCGACGGGGAGGAAGAAUUUGGACCUGACAUGGCACUGGAUUUCUGUGCACCCUCUUGCUCAGAUUUGUGGAUAGCAGAUAAAUACUGCGAUCAUUCUUGUAAUGUUCGGGCGUGUGGGUACGAUGGAGGAGACUGCGGUUUGGAUGAUGUUAAGCAUUUGCAUGAAAUACCUGCGCCUACAGAAUCAGAGCUCACUCAUAUUCUUCCAAAAGGGGUUUAUGUUGCUUGGAUGAAUAUAUCAACGUUAGCAAAGGGAGGUAAAGCAAUGACUGGACAACAUACAGAGCUGGAUGGACUACGAAGCAUAAAUGUUAAUGUAGCCCAGGGUAUCCUAUUUCUACUCUUGAAAAAUAAUAUUACUGCUGCUCUGCGGAUUGAACUUGAAGUACUCGACAAAGUUCGAGACAACCAUGGUCCAAAAGUGGACAUGAGCAGAAAGUUUAACAUCACUCUGAAAUGUGAUACAUCUCCAAGUGAAGAAGUUGUAACAAAGACAAUCAAGAUAGCAUCUUCAAGCCGUCCUGCUUUUGUAAGAAAUUUUGUUUUUGAUCAGGUUUCUCCUGAAUACAUAGACAACGAUCAUGCUGAUAUUGAUGGUACAGAUCUGCAGAAGUAUUCUUUAGUCAAUUUAAAUGCCUCUAAACUUCCUCAAGAAGUUACUGAUCAGGUUUUAUUUUAUGAAUUGUUGUAUAAGAAUGAUGAAAUUACUCUGAAUUUGUUGGAAAAGAGAAAGUCAUUACUUAUUAAGAACUAUAUUGAAAGCAAUCCCAAUCAUAAGCUAAUAUAUCAUAGUGCUUCGGAGUGGCCCCCUGAAAUACAGAAAGCUGUCAAUAGUAUAGGAGAGAGUUUGUAUAAAAAUGCAUCAGAAAAGAUUUUAACAAAUUUUGUCAACAUUAAAAGCAACAGUACAAGCAAAAACACUAAGAAUUUUACCACCAGAGGACUGCUUUGGGACAAGAAAAAAAUGAAUGAUAUAUAUGAAGAGUCUGUUAUUGGAGAAAAUAAAGUUCACUAUAUAAGCACUGCUAAAGAUAAUCAGAAAAUAAAGGAUGUAAAUAAGAGGAAGUAUGUAGACAAUGGAACUUUGGGAGCACAUCAUGGUAAUCUCCCUUGGGAAAGACAACAGUUAUUUGCUCAGGACACUAACUUGAAUCCACCAACCGGCUCUGGCGACUAUCUUGUGUUCCAUGGCAGUGGUCGCCGUCUCUUGGAUAUGUUUGCAGAGUCACUUCUCCAUGUUAACCGUCUGUACAACUCCGAGUUUGGGUAUGAGGCCCGUCGAGUUCCUGCACAUAUGCCCCAUCUCAUCAACAAACAAAUUAUGGAAGAUCUGCAAUCAAGAUUUCAAGAAGAAUAUGAAUUGACAUCAUCCCAUAAGAUUAGGCAAGCCAAUGACAUGCAGUACGCGUUCUCGUACUUUUUCUACCUGAUGAGCAAGAAAAGACUUAGAACUACAGAGGAAAUUUUUGCAUCAUUUGAUACUGAUAAUUCCGGGACACUGUCUGAUAGAGAAAUCCGAACGCUGUUGACUCGUCUCUAUGACCUCCCACUCCAUUAUUCAACCGUCCAAGCAUUCCAUUAUUUUGUUAAGAACUGUUCAGCAACACAUCAUAUAAAACCUGUCCCUACUCCAGUUUAUGAAAGAUACAGUGACUCUGAUAUUCCUACUGUGAGUUUAGAGCUUAUACUUUUGUGUGAACCUUUGAGGAAUCUCCUAAACAAAUUAGAAAAGGUCAGCAAAUACAGGUACUCACAGCUGUCUGAUGAUUCUGUCCAGUUCAAGAUGAUAACCUCAAAUGUUUCGGUUGUCGUUCACAUGUUGGAUGAAGUUCGCAAGCAUCCAAAAAAAUUUGUUUGCUUGAAUAGCAAUCUGGAUCCCAAGAGCAAGGACAACGAAUUAAUUCAUGCCCUUGUCCAGGAUACUUAUGAGUCUCUGUUCCCUGUGCCUUCAACAUUUGAGUUGCCAAUGAACUAUCGUAAUCGAUUUUUGUACGUGAAAGAAUUGCAGUCAUGGCGGAGAUGGAGAAACUUCAUACGGGCUCUUAUCUACGCUUGUCUCGCAUCCCUUAUCUUUUUAACUGUCAUCAACUUUUUCAGUGCUGAGCUGGAGAAUUUGCGCCGCAGAUGGUGCAGGAGACGACGAAGACGAGAUGGGUUUGCUGGCGUGAGGGUAUAGUAGGCUAUUGUAAAUAAUUUUGUAUUUACAGUUUUAUAUAUACAGGCUAUACUACUAUAUUUUUAUUGGCUUAUUGUACAAGUCUUAAUUUUUCAUAGUACAAAUAUGGAUGGUUGUUCGUGUGAUUUUUUGCACAGUUUGAUGCUUGAGGUGUAUGUUAUGUGAUAAGUCGAUCUUACUUUUUUAAGGAUUUAUGUAUUCCUAACAUAAGAAAUCAUGCUUUUGGUGACAUUUUUUUUUCAUCUCACAUUCCAGCAAGAAACACUGUAGAUUUAGUAGCUGAUGAAGAAAAAAUUGUUGUUACAUGAAGUAUUUGAAACAAGCUGCUUGUAUUGAUUCAGGCACAUAGGACUAUGAAGUGUAAUGUAACUUGAUAUGCAAGUUAAAACUACUUUAGUGUAUAGAUGGUAAACAAACAAGCAAAUCUACUGGCUUGUUAAUCUGUAUUUUAAUGGAGUAAUUGCUUCUCAGUACAUUACGUCUACUAUUAAAGUUUUAGCCACAAAGGUUUCUGUUUGUGAGUGAAAGGUCGACAUAGUCAUUUUCAUUGAACAGAGAAUCUAAGAGUCUUCAGUUUGUAUGAUAUGUAUUCAGUUGUUAAAGGAAAGUACCUUAGGUAUAUCCUCAGUUAACCAGAUAAUCAUGGUCUGGAUUUAUGACAGUUUUAAAUGUUGUGCUCACAUUAUUUUUUUUUUUAUUGCAUUGAAUAUUGACCAAAAUUUGCAGUAUAUUAUUUCAAACUAACUUUUGCCAAUUUAUAUGCUUUCGUGCCAGUAGUACGUAUUUGGUUUUCUGUAUUCUAAGCUUUUCAUUGAUUUAUCAAUAUCUUUGCAUUAAUGGCACAAGAGUUGUUGUUAUACUGAAAGUAGUAAAUCAGUCGAAGGAAUCUUACAUGGAGUAUGAGUUGAUGAGAAAAAUAACAUAAUUUUAUUGUCUUAGUUGUACUGUCUCUUCAAACCUUAUAAUGGUUGGAGAAAUAUUGACACAAACUGGUAAGGCAGGAUUUUUGUAAGUUCCUGAUGGAAGGGAGUUUUGUUCAGCAGAAUGCAUUCAAUAAAAACGUAAAGGUCAGUGUUUAAGAUGCUUGUGUGGCCAAUUGCUUAGUAGUAGUAGUGUGGUGGGAUGGGCCUUCUAUACACACUAGCUCAUGAAAAUAGUUUUUGUUGCCAUUGCAUGAUAAUGGUCUUUGUAUUGCUCUAAUAACAGAGUGACAAAUAAAUAGGUCCUGGAUAAGGUAAGUUUCUUUUAGUCAAAUUAUACCCAUAAAAUGAGGACAAUAUUCCAUAAGAUCGAGCUUUUUGAAGAAUGAUUGACAGUCAGAUUCUGAAGAGCACUGUGCACUGUAAUGAGACAGAUAGAAAAAGUUGGAAGACCUGUUUUUCCCUACUCCAAUUCUGUUAAGUAUGAUAUACUAUUAUGUAAAUGCAAAAUAUGUGCCUGGACCAAAAUAUUUGCAGGAAGAGCCUGAUAGGGCUGUGAUUUUAGGAAGCAAGAGGUGGUAGGAGAAGAAACAUGUUAGAGGACAUGUUCAAUGAGCAGUGGAACCUUAGUAGCUUUGAUAUUAGUGCACAGUAUUUUACAACUGAAUACUCAGAUGAUAUUGUAAGGUUUCUGGAAUGUGUCACUCUUGGGUAAAAACAAAAUUGGUGAUAUAUUCAGAACUACCUCUUUAUACUGUAUGAAUAUCCAGUUGUGAAAUAUAUUUGGUAAAGAGAUGAAAAGCUGUUAGUAUCAAAUCAAACUAACAGAAUGUAAAUUUUUAAUAACAUAAUAAUGGGCAAGUUCUGUCAGUAUUUAGUGCAAUGUGAAACUAAGUUUUUUUAUUCAAUGUGUUAAAAAUCAAGCUUUACAUUUAACACUGAGCGAGGCGAAUCUUUGUAUGUAAGCAGAAAUUAUAGGUUGUGUAAGUACAUUGUUUAUAAAAUGUAAUGCAGAAUUUAUUGAUUUUUAUCUUAGUACUAUUUUUUAUCAAUGUUUAUGAAAUGUAAUGCAGAAUUCAUUGAAUUUAUCAUAGAAUUGAUGGCAAUAAAAAUGAGGAAGCGCAGACUUGCUUUGACUUAUAAGCAACAAUACAAACAUUUAUCUGUCUACACAUACAAGUUACAAAUUUCGAGAAAUAAGAAAAAAAUUAACAUUUUAUUUUCCAAGUGGAAUGCACAAAUAAACAAAUUACAAAUAACUUACAUAUGUACUUAAGGUAUUAAAGAUAUACUCAAUCAAUUUUGAAUGCAAUCUACAUAAGUAAGAGGUAAUACUACUUAUUUUAUAUGGAUUUUCACCAUAAUACAUAAUUCCUUUUCUAAUUUGGUCUGAUAACUGGAAACUGGACUAGUCGUUUAGAGUUCAAGGACUGUCUGCACCAUAUUUCUGAACAUUAUUUUUUUCCCUUCAUUUAUGAACCAUGUUUUGCUGAUUCAGUAUUUUUUUCAUUAAAGUUACUGGGAUGUUAAAAAUGAUUAUCAUGAUUAGUUUACAAAGUAAUAUGUAUAUGCUUCAUGUUUACUGCACGUUAAAUGUAAAAGUUACUGGGAACGUGGAAUUUUGAAAAAUUUUGGAAGGCAUAAGUCAGCUAUGAAUCCUAAUUUUUGUGAGCAGAAUAAAAGUUUUUCAGCAUUACUGUGUUCCGUAAUCUUAUUAAUACGUACUGUACUUUGUGUUAUGUAAUUUUUCUAGCUAUCUAAUUUUUUACCUAUUUGGUGUAAUUUUAAGUGAUGAUAUACUGUUGUGACAGCCAUGUGUUUUAUCAUAUUGCUCUCCAUACUUUUAGAUUUAUUCACACUUUUAGUUUGCUGAAGUGUUUCACUCAUUUUGGUAUUUUAACUGAAUUGCAUAUUUUAAAUUGCUAUACUGUGAUAAUAUGUUCUGAUAUUUGAUACUCUUCAAAUCAUGAUUACUGAUAAGUUAUCAUCACUGCAGCUGGAACUGAAUGAAAUUUAUAUGUAGAUUGUUUCUGGUAGAAAUCAUUCCUAGAACAGUUUUGACAACUGGGAUGGGGAUGGUGGAAGUGGAUUUGUUAGUACAUUGCCAGAUAGUGCUCGUGGUAGCUAUCAGAAAAUAAAGCAGGCUUUUUUUUUCAAUCAUAGUAAGCCAGGAAAGAGAAAGCAAAAUAUCUGCACUGGAGCAAGUUUUGAUAGGGAAACUCAAAACUAAGUGAUGCUUAUUUUGGAAGAGCUUAAUGUAGAACUUCCAAGCUAUCCCUUCUUAGGCAUCUGGUCUAAAAAAGAUGCAGGAAAUUUGCAAUUUUUAUAUUUUUUUCCAAUUACAGUUAAUUACAUCUAGAAGGUGAAUGCUCAGUCGUUGGAAAGAGUAUCAAAUGCAUUAGUAGUGUAUUGUACAUUAUUUGACUUUGAACACAUCAGUUUCUUUUCAUAAUACUCUUUGCCCACUUGUUGAUGUACAUUUUAGCUUUGCUUCCCUUAUCAACCCAAGAUAAACCAGUUCUUUCCUCCAUGUCCCAGUUUUUCUCAGCGUGUAAAAUGAAUCCUGGAGAGUGUAAUAGAAGACAGCAAAAUUCUUUAAUGUUAUUUUAGAAAGUUUCAAGAGACCUGUCUUUGACCAGUUAUGUAUAGUAUCAUCAAACUUACAACGAUUAGACAGCUAGCUGUGUUUUGCCAUGAAACUGAAUAUGGUUUGUGUACCAUAGCAGAGAAAUAGGGAGGUAUGCAUACCUAAUUAUGUUAACAUUUAAGCACCAGUGUUAUUUUGAGUGAUCAUGAAAUGUUUUAUGCCAUGUAUAUUGUGCAAAUUAUUUAACCUUUCUAGUUUUGCUCAUAUAUAUAUUUUUUUUGCUAUUCCAUAGGAACUUUUUACUCAAGUAUGUUCAUUUAUUUGACAUCUGUCAUUUAUAUCUGCUGAUAUCGUUUCAAGUUUGUCAUGUUGUCAUGUCAGUCCUCUGAUUUGAGUGUGAAUGUUUUUUUUACAUAUUUAGCGUAUUUGUUUUCUUUAGUGCGAUAGUGAUGAUGACUCUCCUUUUGAACAGAAUUUUCCCCUUAUUUUACAGAGGUUUUAGAUCAAUUUUUUUAGCUGCUUGAUAUUUUAUAUUAAAGGUAUCAAAAUAUAUUAUUGAAGGAAUGAUCGUGUAAAUUAGGUAUCAUUCCAAAACUCUUUUAUUUGAUAAUUUUGUUAAAAGACCUUAAUCUUAACUGUGCUUGCUGUUAAUUUUUCACCAUGGCAACAAAUAGUUACAUUGACCCCCGUGCUUGGCUCUUGGCUCCAAAUAUACCAGUGCUCUCUAGUUUCACUCAUAGACCAAUUCUGCACAGUGACAGUCUGUGAUAAUCUGUAUGCAACAAGGAGUGAAGCCAUCAAAUCUGCCAUGAAAUGUGGACAGACCUUUGGACCAGGUUUUGCCUGAAAGCCAAUUUGGAAUAUUUUAUCUAUACCACCAUACAUAGUCCCAAGACCUUUCUCAUUGUCUCACAGAAAUCAUAGCUAUAUUGUACAGUGGAUCCCCCGUAUUUGCAUUCUCAACAUUCGUGGAUUUCUCUAUGAACUAUAUCUACCCAUUAUUCGCUGGAAAUUCAGGUAUUCGCAGUAUUUUUCUAUGAGAAAUCCACAGAUUCCUUUUUUUUUUUUUUUUUUUUUUUUUUUUUUUUUUUUUUUUUUAUCAUCUUCAUCAUAAAAUGCAUUUUUUUUUAUAUAAAACUAUUAAAAAAAAAACAGGUAUAAACAUUUUUAGUGUAUUUUUCUUGAGUUUCAAGUAACAUAAUAGGCAGUCAACUAUUCGCAGGUUCUAGCUAUUCUGGGUGGAGUCUGUUAACACAUCCCCCACAAAUACAGGAGGAACACUGUAUUGCUUAUACUACAGUAAUAUAUCUUCACGAUAAUUUCUCAAGUUAUAGGCUAACCCUCUUAGGUUUUUCUUUUGUAUAUUGACAAGUCCAAGUUUUGGUUCCUAUGAAGUUUAUAUAGGAUAUUUUGUUUACUCAUGUAAUUCUGGGGAAAUUGCACUUUUGCCAUAACUCAUUAAUGUUUGAUUUUCAUGUAGAAUUUAGGGUCAUUACUCAAACAUUGGGAGACUUGGGCUUCUUUCUUACUAUGAAGUCAUUUCUCUAUUCUAUUGUUAUUGGAGUGUUUUGUGCUUGCUGAAUUUCAUCUUUUUAUAUUUAAAAAGUUACCAUUGCACUUAAUUUCAUUGUUUGGUAACAGAGUUUUAGUUGUAAUUGUAUAUCAUCUAUAUAAUUUAUGAAAAGCUUCUUGAAGAGUUCUUUUAAGUCGGUUAAUUUUCUUUACUGUAUUCAAAAGUUUUAAUAAUUCAGAAUGCAACCAAUGGUAGAUCAGCAAUACAUGACAGGAUCUGCAUCUUAACAUAAGAUGAAGGAUGCCUUCCUGAAGUGUUAUAUAAUUCCCUACUUGGUAUGUUACCAAUUCUCAAAGACAAAUAUCGGCUAUAAUUCAACAUUUUUACAAGGAAAUUUCAUUGUAGGCAAGAGUAGACCAACAAUUUUUUUUCUUUCUUUUUUUUGCAUUUGGUAGUCAUGGGAAACAGAAUUGUUUUCCCAGAAUUGAUAUUUUUUUGGGGGGGAUGUUUGGGGGGGCCACAUAUCAGAUAUCUGAAAAGCAAUGACCAAAUCUUUGAUCUCUUGUUUUAUUAGGGCUUGUUUUUCUGUACCAAGUUUGUGAUAUUUCUCAUUCAGGAUCAGGAACUCGAUCAAGCUUUUCACCCUUUUUCCGAAUGAUGCAGUCAACCAUAUUGAUAUCUUCACUCAAAGAAUGAUGAAUUUAAUACAUUUAGUGUCUUUUUUUAAGGUGAUUGAAUAAAGUACAAGAUUUCAUGUCAUAAUAUGCAAUUUGUAUCCUUAUAAACAAAUAAUUAAAAAUGCAAUGUGGUGUUCAUUUAAUCACAUUAAACCUCUUAUGAGCUUGAACACUGAAAAGCUACAUUUCAUUUUAGAAUCAGCCCCUAUUGAAAUCAGCCUGAGGAAACACUCAACUUCAUAUGAGAGUGGGAAAGAAUUCCACAAACAUUUGAGGAAAAUAAGCAAAAAUUAGAUAAGGUGAAAGGAUAUUUAGGGGGAAUACCAGUUACAAUACUAUGCUUUACGUGGAACAUUGUAGUUAGUACUUAAGAGUCUUUGCAUAGACUCCAGCUGCAUUAUUCUUUUCCAUUUACUUGUCAAGUAAUGCCCUUCAUAGCGAGCUUACUAACAUUUUUGUCGAAUAACAAUUUCUUGUUCAAAAACAAUACCUUGGUAGCCAUAGGAAUUUCUGUCCACUGUUCAUUUGUGUGAUUAAUCAAAUUUAGAACUUUGGAUGCAUAUUCAUGAAAGAUCUUGAUGGUUUGGAUAUAUGAUAAGGAGGGAUGAGGAAAGGCUACUCAGAAUAGUAAUCAAUAUGGAAGCAGGAGAUCAAAGGCUAGUAAGAAAGUAUAUGUAAAUCAUUACAGAAAAAGGGGAUGAUAGAGACUUAAGCGAGAUAGGAAUUCAGACAAUUGCUCAAGACUGAAGAUUGUAGAGAAAACUUUUCACGACCAGCCUUACGAUAGGAUAAUGGGGUGUAACUGUGGAGGUGACACUUUGAAAGGCUUGACUUGAGAAUAUUCUCAGCAGAAAGACUUUUAAAGAGUUUUGGUAAAUUAUCGAAUAUGUUGAUUUUGCCAAGAUUUCUUUAUUUUAUAAUCCCUGUUAUAAAAGCAAAUAUAAUGAUUGUCAAAAAAUCAAGAUAGGCCUCUUAGUGGCCACAGCAUUAGGCUACUGUGAUAUACUAUUGUUAAAUGUUAGCAGUGGAACAAAAGUUGCUUGUUAAUGGAAAAGUAGUCUUGUUUAGGAAAUGCAUAAUACAUAAGAUUGCUUUUUAUGUUAGAUAAGUCAUUUCAGUUUUUUGUAAUACAUUUAUAUUAAAUGAAUGGCCAUGUGAAGCAGCCUUUUCAUCAAAAAAGACCGAGUCAACAAUGACAAUUCAGGUCUUUAAUAAAAAGAAUCUUUUGAUGACCAAGGAAUGUACCAGUGGCAUGGGAACUAUACCACAUUGUUUGUUUUUAUUGUGUUUUGUAAUGUAUAUGGUUAUGGUAAUGUGUACUAAACAAUAAUUCCUGUUAGUAAUAUGUUGAUUAAUGAAGUAAUAAUAAUAGGAAUUGUAGUAAGUUUUUGGUUUAUGGUGAAGCUUUUCUUGUGUUUUAUUUAUGUGUUCUGUGUGGCUUUUAUGCAAAUAUCUGGAGAAUUUUUAGAAUACUGCAUAUUCAAACUGAGUGAUGGGUGUGUAUGUGGUCAAAACAUUGUAAGCUUCUAUAGUAAUCAAAAAGCUCUCAUUGACGCUGUUAUACUUUUCAAAGACAGCAAAAGUGAUUUGGGCAUAUACUUUUUGGUUAUUUUUCUUCUUAAGCUUUCUUGCUUUGGUAUACGUAAAUACAUUGGCGAGAUUAGAAUGCUUGCCUGCUAAAAAAUCUACCAUCUGGACUUAAAUAGCAGAAACUCAAUGUUGGAAGGCUCUCAUUGUACUUAUUGGGGAUCCAAGAGGUUGCAGUAAACUUAUGCAGAGAUUCAUAAGUAGAAAAAUAAAUUUCGUUCCACCCAAGGCAAGAAUAACUAGAAAAGAUGCAACAGUUCAUCUGUUGUUCAAACAAGAGACACUCAUAAUGUAGUUUAUUCAGGGACAUCUGCUUUGUUUGUAUGUUUUGUCAACUUAAUGAAGUACACACUUUUCGUGGACAGAUGACUUAAUUAGAGCUUAAGUAAUUGUGUGUGUGCUGUACGAGCUUUCAUCUUGGUCAAAGUAGAUAUGCUUUUUUUUAUUAUCACUAUGACCUGUCAAUAUUCCCUUUGUUACCUUACUUUGUAAAUCAGUUUAUAGAUGGUUUACAUUAUUGACAGUAUAAUCAAAAUAAAUGUUAGAACAAGUAGGCAUAAUUCAGAUCCCACUUGAAAUGUUUAUACAAAGUUACAUUUUCUCUAAAGAUUUAACAGUAUUUGCAAAACUUUUUCUGGUGGUGUUUUGAUAAUACUACUGUAUAUAUAAACCCUCUUCAAGAAAGAUUUUGACACUACUGUGUAUGCAAAACUUUAUUUUAUUGACAGGUACGUUUUAUUUUGUAACUGACCCUCUUGGUUUCUGGGUUAGUGGUGAUUGUCAGUAUUUCAUAAUAGUAUGUACUGUUGGUAUUUUGGUGAUUUAGCACUGGAGAAUACUAUUGAAUGUUGUUUAUUUUUUAUGGCCAUUAAAAGAAAAACUUGAGAUGGUGAACUUAAGUUUAAAAAAAUAUUUAAGUUCAUAAGGAUAUAGUGCAGAUCUGGAAGGGGUACAAGGUAGUAUUGAAAAAAUAUACACACCUGGAAGGAGUAGGUGAAGUCUAUGUGCAAGAGAGAGAGAAAAUGCUUGUCAAGAUUAGAUUGAAGAUGGACAAGAUGGAAAAUAAUGAAGAAAUUGCUAGAGAAACAUUAUAGUACUACAAUGUUAUGUAAUUCUCAUAAUAUCUUGAAAUGCUGUUCAGCUUCAACACUGUUCCAUUGCAGUCUCAUAGAAAUUUUAAUUCAAUUUCUAUUUAAUUUCAAAACUCCACAAUGGUGAAGUUUAAUCAUAGUGUGCCUAAUGAUACCCAUUAUCAGAAUGUUAUAGGUUGCUCAAUUUUCAAGGUUAUGUGGAUUUAAUUAAAGUAAGAAAUAUGUAAAUGCUUGAUGAUAGGAAAGUUGUUUGGUAGGGGUUUAAAAUUACAUGUAAGUGUUUUGUUUUGAUAUUUGUUAAUACUCUGACUUUUGUCAAAUGUGAGAAUGUUUGAUGCCAGGUUUUCAACUUGGGUUAUUCUCAGUUCUUAUAUAGUAUUUGUGAAUUAUGACAGUAUGUCUCCGUUACAUAAUUCUAUAAUAAUUACUUUGCAAGCAGUUCAUGUAUUGUUUUCAGAAGAGGUACACUGGGUUGUGAAGCGUUGAAAGUUUUAUGUGACAAUUUCAACUGCAUUUUGUAAACAUUUUACAACAAAUCAUCUUUUUUCUGGUGUGUUAUUUGUUGACAAUAGGUGGUGAUUAGUGAAGUGCUAUAAUUGUUUGCCAUUUUUUAAGGCAAAAUCUGUUCUCUAUAUCGUAAAAGGAUUUUUAAAAGAAACAAUUUUGUGGAGAUUUGUUGAAAUAUGUAUUGAGGGUAUUUAUAAAUGAAAGGAGACCUUCUCUUGCCUUUUCUUUUUACGGUGGAUUAUGGUAUUUUUUUCGGUCUCACUACAAAAGUCUUCUCUGAUUUACCGUACUGUCUUUUUGCCAUUUGCUGUGAACAAGUAUACUUUGUACAAUGGACCUACAGCAUAAAGUGGAAAGCAUUCCUGGCCAUAGCUCAUAAAGCAUCAAGUAGUACAGUACAUAGUUUGGACAACUAUAUUUGGAAUAAGGGAUGUUAAUCCUCAACUGAACACAGAGCAUCUGUUUAUCAUACGAAGGACGUGUUCAGAACCCGUUUGCUUUUUUUCAAAAGUAGCAUUUUAUUUACCUUUUGAAAUAUUUGGCAACUAUUUUAAUUAAAAUUCCAUCCAUGAACAGCAAGACCUGUAUAUUAAAAGCACUGAUAAGUUUACUUUGAUUAAUUUUUAUUUCUUUCAUUUUAGCCAGCAAAAGAUUUUAAUAAAAUAAAUUCACUCAGUUUCUUAGUUGAUAUUGACCUUUGUGGUUAUAAGUCAUCUGUAACCCCAUUUGCUGUGUGUAUAUGAGCUGUGUUGAAAUUUCUUUGCAGAAUCCCAUCAUGGUUUUUUGUGUAUCAGUUUCCUUUGAAAUCUAGCCUUCACUUGCAAGAUCAAUUAACUUUGGUAGAAAGAUCAGCUAAGUACUUUCAGUUGUGUACACUUUCAACAGUAGUAAUCCUGUAAGAAGUGCCACCCACUCCCCAAAAAUUCAUGGAGACCUUAAACCUAGAACAGUAAUUGCAACAUGAAACCACAAGCCAUACAACCUAUGGUGCUUGAAUAUCCUGUGAAAUACACAAAGUCCAGAAUCAACAAUUUUGUCAGGAAGGUUCUCACUACUUCGAAUGAGUGUCCCAGUUCCAUGUUAAUAACAGAUAUUUAAACAAGGUGAUCAGGACUUUGAUGAACCUCUGGUACAACAAAGGAAGUGUAGCUCAGAUUCUUCGCAGUGAUGCCAUUAUCAAGCUUACUUCCCUGCAAUUCUUGCACCAGAAUUACAGGCAGCAUGAUGAGACCCUUAAAUGUAUCAUUGAUGUAACUGUCACACCUACAGCAUAGUUCAGGAACAGCUUAUCCUCCCCACUACCUGAGGCAGGUAAAAGCACUUGCCUUCGUUUCCUGCAUCUCCUGUGAUAACCCUACCAACUAACCUCAAGAACAUCAAAGUUAACGUGUCUAAAACUACUUUCUUUCCUCGGAAUCCUCAUGUCUAUGUAGUGUACUACCUUUCAUACAUUUUCAUUGCUCAGCACAAUUUUGUGUGGGAAAUGUCUGGGCCUUAAAAAAAUUGGAGGACCUAUGGAUAUCUGUGUUUCAGACAAAUGUUAUUUGCUAUUUACAUACACUGUAUUCUGUAUGAAAUUGUGGUAAUCUGAAGCUCCACUUUGUCUUACAUCUGACCUCAACAGAAUUUCACUGAUAUGCUGCCCCAUUUCAAUAAAUUUGCUUAUUUAGCAUUGUUGGUCACUGGUUUCCAUUUUAUUGGUAAAUUAGGUGGUACCUUCCUGCUCCUCCAGGUUGCUCUCCACAUAUAUAGUAAUCUGUGCUCAUGUUUGUGGGUUUUUCUUCAGUCCAGGAUGGAGUUGCUAUUAGUGCUGCUGAUUAAGGCACUUGUAAAAUAAGGAAAACAUGAAACAAUUUACAUAUCUCUAUAUAUCUAAAGAGACACAUGAUCUUAUUCUUAUUAUUCAGAUUCAUUAUAGUUUUAUAUUUCACAAAGGGAAUUUUAUGUAACUUUACAAAUCAACCGUAUUCAUCAUUCAUAUUGGCAGGCAUUGCAGUUAGGCCAUUGAAUAAUGGCAUCAGAAUGGCUGCUGUCUAGAAACAGCUUGGUAGGUCAGGCCAUCAAAUGUAUUUUUGUACUGGAAUUGUAUUAUUAUCAUUUUUAACCAAUGAGAGAUGAAUGACUGUUUUAUUACUGUAUUUUGUUUCUGCGAGUGUAAUAUUUAUCAAGUGUAUUUAGUCAAUUUAUGGUUUUAUUGGCAUCUCAUAAAUUCUAGUCAUUUAAUGAGAGGUUGCAGUGUUGUAGGUUAUUACUGAGGUUUUUCUGGUAAUAAAUUUUGUUUAUUUAAUGAAA
Messenger RNA from Macrobrachium nipponense, 14829 nucleotides. RefSeq names its product N-acetylglucosamine-1-phosphotransferase subunits alpha/beta-like (gene Gnptab). Bases 134 to 3655 code for a protein of 1173 amino acids. The record is from RefSeq and is a predicted model, not a curated record. NCBI's taxonomy places the organism in Eukaryota, Metazoa, Arthropoda, Malacostraca, Decapoda, Palaemonidae. The transcript is spliced from 18 exons. Gene Ontology annotation, cellular component: Golgi apparatus. Gene Ontology annotation, molecular function: UDP-N-acetylglucosamine-lysosomal-enzyme N-acetylglucosaminephosphotransferase activity; calcium ion binding. Gene Ontology annotation, biological process: N-glycan processing to lysosome; carbohydrate phosphorylation.